Molecule: messenger RNA, 1581 nt
Organism: Bemisia tabaci
Lineage: Eukaryota; Metazoa; Arthropoda; Insecta; Hemiptera; Aleyrodidae
Product: zinc finger CCCH domain-containing protein 15 homolog
Biological process (GO): cytoplasmic translation
Cellular component (GO): cytosol
Molecular function (GO): mRNA binding; metal ion binding
Source: RefSeq, a predicted model, not a curated record
CAUGUGUUUUACAGAGGGUGCCGAUCACCAUUUCCGUGAAAUCUCUCCUGUUUUGUCUUUUAUCAAUUUGUUAGGAUCGUGAUUGUCGAUGGAUUUUUGUUCUUAGUUAUUACACUGAGAGAUAAUCAAGCAAUCCCUACUGUCCUUAGUGAGUUUAAAUCAUGACUGCUAGAGAUUCAGUGUUCCCUUUCCUUUAGUUAUUGUUGCCGUGUCUUUCCCCCCAUUAUCCUGUUCCAGCAUCCCCUUCGUGAUUGCUGACAAGUGUCAAUUUUAGUGCUUCCAGCUCGUCAUGCCUCCCAAAGCUGCAAAAGCUGCGCCCAGCAAGAAAGCAGAUCAGAAGAAAAAGGAGAAAAUAAUUGAGGAUAAAACUUUUGGAUUAAAAAACAAGAAAGGUGCCAAGAACCAGAAAUUCAUCCAGCAGAUUGAGAAGCAAGUGAAAUCAGGAGGUGUCCCUGCAAGAAAAGCUGGGCAAGAGCCAGACAAGAACAAAAAGAAAGAGGAUAAGUUGAAAGAAUUAAAGGAACUUAAUCAACUGUUCAAACCUGUCCAAAAAGUUGAUAAAAAUGCAGAUCCGAAGACAAUUGUUUGCGCUUUCUUCAAGCAUGGUCAGUGUGCCAAAGGAAACAAGUGCAAGUUUUCUCAUGACUUGGCAAUGGAGCGUAAAGCAGAGAAGCGUAGUCUCUAUGUUGAUGGCCGUGACAAUGAUGAUAAAGGUGAAGACUCGAUGGAUAACUGGGAUGAGGCAAAAUUGAAGGAAGUUGUUGAGAAAAAACACGGUGAAUCAAAAACUCCGACAACAACAAUAAUUUGCAAAUUUUUCCUAGAAGCUGUUGAGAAAAGCAAAUAUGGUUGGUUUUGGACCUGUCCCAAUGGACCUAGCUGUAUUUAUCGUCAUGCUUUGCCUCCAGGAUUCGUCCUAAAGAAGGAUAAGAAGAAGGAUGAAAAGAAAGAAGAAAUAUCCCUAGAAGACCUGAUAGAAAGGGAACGAGAAGCAUUAGCGUCCAAGAACUUUACUAAAGUGACACUAGAAACCUUUUUAGCUUGGAAGAAGCGGAAACUCAAAGAGAAGAAGGAUUCAGCAUUGAAGAGUGAGGAAAAGAAACGAUUAGAUUUCAAAGCUGGUAGACAAGCAGGGCUGUCUGGGCGUGAUAUGUUCUUAUUCAAUCCAGAACUUAUCCGAGGCGAUGAUUGUGAAGACGGUGAUGUUGCUUAUGAUACUUAUCAAAGAAAUGAGGAUGACGAUGAUAGCAGUGUUAAGUACCAUGAAAUUGAUCUAGAGAAUGUUGAAUUAGAAGAAGUGGAUGAUUCUGGUACUCAAGCUUCUAUAGAUAGGCUGAAACGGGAAGAAGAAGAAUCGCCAAAAUCUGAUGAUGAUGGUGCUGCUGCAGCUGUUCCAAUCGAUGAAGACCUCUUCCUAGAAGAUGAUGAAAAUGAUGUCGAUGAUGAUGACCUGGAUAAUAUAGAUGAAGAAUUAAAAGACCUAGGAAUUGAAUGAAACUCCCCUUGUGUCACAAACUCAGCAUAAAAUCUUAUUAUGUAACAAUUCUCUGUCUGUAAAUAAAUUUUAUUUCAUUUAAUGCA